AUUGUUGGUUCUUAUAUAUGGGGGUAGUUAUGGUGAGGUGUCAGGGUUAUUUUUGGAAGAGAAGUAUCACUGUUUUAAAAAGAGAAGCUGUGGGAUUUUGGGAAGGCUAGAAAAGAUAGUAAACGAUCUUCUUCACAAGGGGGAGAAAUGGCGGCCCUAAUCUCACGAUGGGAUCGGCAACAGCAGCGGCUCCGCGUCCAAAGAGGCACCAAUUUUGCACGAAAACUUGGUCUCUUUUCAUCGAGGAAGAAACUCUUUAGGUUCCUAUUAAUUUCCCUCGCCAUUUUUGCAAUUGCUCCCCCUCUCUACUUCCAUUUCAGCCUCCGCCGCUUCCGUCAGAUGCAAUUACGAAAGUGCAGUUGGAUGUCGAGUCCACCUUUAGUGUGUGCUCAUGGAGAAUGCACACCAGCAACUUCCUUCCCUAGUUAUGGACUGCAUCUUGUAGGGCGGGUUCUGUGUGUUGAAAUUUAUGGACACUUUAGCCUUUUGAAGUUAAAUUUUAAGAUGGAUGCUUAUAGAAUUGCUUUAAGCUCUCAAGCAGAUUGUAUUGAGAUUGAUGUAUCUCGUUCUUCAGAUGGAUUAUUGUUAGCUCUUCAUGAUAGGGAUCUGCAGCGACUAUCUGGAAAUACUUCUUCUAAAGUUGGUUAUUUGAGCAGGAAAGAGAUUGCAGAUCUGGGUUCCGAACAUCACCAAUCCUUGGAGUUCAGUGAUUUAAACAUCCCAACCAUUGAAGACGCAUUAAGGUUAGUAUCAGGUUCAGUUAAGCAGGUGAUUCUCGAUGCUAAAGUUGGGCCUCCACUAUAUGAGAAAGGACUAGCAAAAGAUAUCCUUUCUGUUGUAGAAAGAACCAAUUGCAAGAACUGCGUUGUCUGGGCGAAAAGUGACAGCCUGGCAAGGGAACUGAUUAGAUUAUCCAAUGAUACAAUGGUGGGAUACAUUGUAAUGAUGGAUCCAUCAAAUGGAACUAGGAUGCAGUUGUUGAGGAUGAGAGGCGCUGGGGUGGUUGGCGUCUACCACCCAUUAAUCGAUGAGAAACUUGUGAAAAUCCUCCAUGAGAGGAAGAAGAAGGUUUUCGCGUGGACAGUUGAUGAGGAGUCGUCGAUGCAGAAAAUGUUGCUGGAACGUGUAGAUGCAGUGAUAACGGGCAAUCCUUCUCUGCUUCUGCAAGUUAUGCAAGAUCGCAGGAAGCAAUGCUUCAAGGAAGGCUUUUCUUUCACUUCUUAGAUGCUGCCCCAAUCUUCAUUAGAUCCUCACUCAUGUAUCUUGAAAUGGAAUUUUGUUUUAGUCGAUUGACAUUACUCAACUCUCUCGAAUGAGCAAAUUUUUUAGUAAUAACAGCGGCUCCUUGGACA
This is a messenger RNA of Salvia splendens (bonfire salvia), 1352 nucleotides long. Its product is annotated as glycerophosphodiester phosphodiesterase GDPD4-like. The transcript has 10 exons. Gene Ontology annotation, biological process: lipid metabolic process. Gene Ontology annotation, molecular function: phosphoric diester hydrolase activity. The coding region runs from base 148 to 1224 and encodes 358 amino acids. The record is from RefSeq and is a predicted model, not a curated record. Lineage: Eukaryota; Viridiplantae; Streptophyta; Magnoliopsida; Lamiales; Lamiaceae.